Hydra vulgaris (swiftwater hydra) is the source of this 1840-nucleotide messenger RNA. Lineage: Eukaryota; Metazoa; Cnidaria; Hydrozoa; Anthoathecata; Hydridae. The record is from RefSeq and is a predicted model, not a curated record.
CUUGAUGUUUGCACAGAAGAAAUCAAAGUUUAGUUAGCGGUGUGUUUUUAUUAUUAGAAAUUUGGUACUAGUAUUGGAAGUUUGGCGAAAGAAGUAAUAAACUAUUUUGUUUAUACUUAUUUUGGGUUCAAGAUGCCACAUCCUGGUGUUAAAAGAUACAAAGUCAAAUGCAAAGUCAAGAACUGUUCACAUUCAAUUUUUGAUAAUGACUAUCGGAUGACACAUAAUCGAAUUUAUCAUUUGGAUUAUAUCCGAAACCAUAAAGGGAUACCUUAUGAGAAGUAUGGCGCACCACGAAACCCUUUUGAAACCAAUUCGGCAAUAAAUUCCCAAUCGUGCAGCAAAAUAAGUUUGUCUAAAAUUAAUUUCAAUGCCCAAGAACUUUGCCCAAGCAACAUUACAAAUGAAGUGGAAAUAAAUAUCAAUGAAAAUCUGACAAAAAUCUCUGAAGCAAUUGAAAAUGAAUCAUCUGAAAUUGAAUGUGAGAUAAUAAAUGAGAGUAAAAACAUUGAUAUUACUAAUGAUGAAAUACUAGCAGUGCCUGAAAUUUUGGAUUUCUGUGAUCAAACUCUGUUAGUAGAAUCCCAACCGAGUGAUGUUAAUUUAUUGGAAAAAGAGACUACGUUUUCAGAUUCGAUGGGUAAAUUUGCAAAGCUGUGUAAACUUUUAAGUGAGUGCGAAUUAAAACUAGAUGAAGUGAAAAAUACAGACAAUUUACAUUUGGAAAAACUUCUCAUUGAAAUGACAGAGCUUGCUUCUGAGGUAAAAAUUUCAGCAGAGAAUGUUUUGGAUGCCAAUGACCAAGCUCUUGCAAACAUUUUAAACAAAAGAAAAUAUGAUAAUAUUGAAACACUUACUACAAAAAAUUUCUUUCUUUCGCAUGAUCCUGGCCAGCGUUCGAAAAUUGAAAAUUGAAAAUGCUUGGGUUGAAAACGGUAUCCGCACGUGGCAUAAAAUGAAGAGUCGAGAAAAGAAAGGUAAAAGAGGAAAACUAUCAGAACAUUUUUCUUCAAAAUCUCAUAAAGCUUCAUUAUUAGACUAUUGCAAUUAUUGUAAUAGUGCUCAACAUAUUAAUCUCCUCUUGGACAAGAAACAAAGACAAAUUGUUAUUAGUGAAAAAGAAGAAAUGGAGUCUAAUAAGUGUGUUAUAAAAGUUCUUAUUGAUUUGGCUCGAACAUUGGGUAGGCAAACAAUCGCGUUUCGUGGAGAUGAUCGGGAUGAAAAUGGAAAUUUUAGACAGUUGGUAUAUUUUAUGUCGAGACAUAAUUUGGUACUUAAACGAUGGUUGAGCAACAUAAAACUUAGAAAAUAUCAUGUGACAUAUAUGAGUGCUAAAUCCCAAAAUAACUUCAUUCAUUUGCUUGGACAAGAUGUUCAAAGCAAAAUUGUUUCCGAAGUUAACCAAGCAUCGAUGUUUUCAAUUAUGACAGAUCAACUCCUGAUGUGUCACACAGUGAUAAGUUAGCAAUUGCUGUAAGGUAUGUGGAUAAUAACUGUAAUAUUAAAGAAAGAAUUGUGCAGAUGUGCGAGGUAGCUGACAAAACGGGUGAUGGAAUUGCAGAUUUAAUAAUAUUGACAAUCAAUAACCUUCAACUUGAUGUCAUUAAUUUUGUUGGCGUCAGAAAAAGAUUAAGUGGACAAUAUAGAUCUUGACGUGUUGGUAAAAAAAUGGUCUAUAACAACACAAAGACGUAUUCAAAUUGAGUAAUUGAUUACGCAGUUUUGCGUUUUAUACGUUAAAUUUGUUGUUGUUUGUAUAUGCUUUUGAAAUACUGUAAAUUUCAUUUGCAUUGUAAAAUUUAUAUAAUCUUUCAGAAAAAAUAUAUUUUAUUUCUUUUAA